AUGUUGGAUGCGCUCAACUUCAAAGUUGAGGCCAUUAUAACUGGUCUGCUCCCAGAGACCACCUACUCUGUGACUGUUGCUGCUUAUACCACCAAGGGCGAUGGGGCUCGCAGCAAAGCCAAGGUGGUCACAACCUCAGGAGCAGUGCCUGGUAAGCCCACUAUGAUGAUCAGCACCACCAUAGGGAAUACUGCCCUGAUUCAGUGGCAGCCCCCUAAAGAGAUGGUGGGGGAGCAUGUAGGAUACCAACUGCAGUACAAGAGAGCAGAGGAGGAAGCUUUCAUUAUCAAAGACUUCAGACAGACAGAUGAUCAUUUCACAGUCACCGGUCUCCACAAGGGCGCCACCUACAUCUUCAAACUGUGCGCCAAAAACCGAGCAGGCAACGGAGAAGAGUAUGUGAAAGAGAUCAGCACUCCAGAAGACAUUCCCAGCAGCUACCCCCAGAAUCUGAGUGUGGAAGGCCUGACCGCCACCUCCACCAAGCUGGCCUGGGACCCCCCUCCUCUGGCCGAGAGGAACGGGAAGAUUGUCAAGUAUGUGGUGGUGUUUCGAGAUAUCAAUAACCAGCACAACAACACCAACAGUACCACAGAAACACACAUGACCAUCCAAGGUUUGCAACCUGACACUACCUACGACAUCAGGGUCCAAGCUUUCACCAGCAAAGGGGGAGGACCCAUCAGCCCCAGCAUUCAGAGUAGAACCAUGUCCACCUCCAUGCCAGACCUUCCUUCAGUUUUCACCAAGAACUUUGGUGUGAAGGCUGUGAUGAAAACUUCUGUCCUGCUGACCUGGGAAGUUCCAGAAACCUACAAAUCUCAAGUACCUCUCAAGAUCCUGUACAACCAGCAGAGUGUGGAGGUUCAAGGCAACCUGAAGAGGAAGUUGAUCACACAGCUGCAGCCAGAUACUGAUUAUUCCUUCGUGCUGAUGAGCCGGGGUAACAGUGCUGGGGGCCUCCAGCAGCAGGUUUCCAUCCGAACUGCUCCAGACCUGCUGAAGAUGAAACCAGCUCGAUUACAACACGAUGUGGAGGAGGGUGGUAAAGUGACCAUCAGUCUGCCCAGGGUCCCUGCUGGAGCCUCCAUCAGGUGGUUCUACAUAGUGGUUGUCCCUGUCAGUCCGGCUUCUCUGAGAAGAUGGGAGAAUCCUGAAGACAUGGAUGUGUAUGAGCUCCUGGAGGCUGGUGCUGACAGCAGUCUGCAGAGAAAGAAGAGACAGAGCCAGGAUUUCAUGCAGCCCUACAUCGCUGCCAAGAUGGAUGCUCUGCCUGAGAUCUUUACUCUGGGUGAUGAGAAGAAAUACAACGGAUACUACAACAAACCCCUCCCUGGCCAGCAGCAGUAUCGCUGCUUUGUUCUAGCUGACCUGGUGGACCACGAGUCUGUGAGUGACCUUUAUGUAAUUAUAUGGACAUGUGCAUGUACAGCACCUUUCAUACAUUUUAAAGCAUCUUUUUAUUUUUAAAGCAACCCUUCUCCAUUCAUGGUAUAUGUAAAGUAUUUAACAAUAUCUUGUGAAGAGGAUGGUGAAUUUUUGGUCAAUCACAAGACUCUUUGGCCAGUUGCUAUGCAAUCAUCAGUCAGAGUCAGUGUUGUAGCAGGUAGGUGGAUGUAGCAAAAAGGUUACGAGUUUGGGGGAAAAAAACAAACUCCAAUGUUAAGUUUGAAUUUGUUCAGUUAGUGAAUUUUGAGUGUUUCAGUCAGUUCUGGUAUAUAAUCUGUCAACAAAGGCAUACAUGGUUUGGCUCAGACAAACCUCCAGAGAGGUCUGCGUUACAGACUUAGUAACGUAAUUAGUUGUUUUGAAUUGGGUGCGGUGGAUUGUUGCAAAUGGCAUUAGGAACAGUAGGAGGAGCCAGAGGAACCUGAUUUGUUUUACAGAUUAUCUGCUGCAUGUACUACUGUCAGGAUAUAGUUACAGUUUCAGCAAAUAUGACAAAAAGUUAUUUUUAUAACCUUUUAAAGGGGCCAUUUGCAGUUUUCAAUGGCCUUUAGCAGUGAGGUUUCAGAUUGCAUCUUUCACCGGAGAGGCUCAGCAAUGUGAGCACAGCUAAAUGUAUCGGAUGAUCACGAAAACUGUGAGCCAGACUGCAUAUAAUAAAUGAGGACAGGAAGGAAAUAUAGGUCUCGUUAGCUGGUGAAGUAAUGUAGCAAGGAUAAGGUUAGCAACUGGUAUUAGCCAGCAAGCAAAUGUUAUCUAUAUUGUGUUAUCUAUAUCACAAAUCUAUAUUGUGCAGUGGAACAGACACAUGUCUUUGGUGUGAAAGACCCGGGUUCAAUUCCCACUGGACCUCUGACAUACUUAGCAAAUGUAUGUCGCUUUGGAUAAAAGCAUUGUAUGUUGCGGACUCGAUUUCUUAGCUGCAGUGUUGUCGUAGUGUGUACAGUUCAGAAUCAGUACGCAAGAGCACACAUGAAUGUCAUAAGUGCGUAAGUCUGUGUGUGUGCGUGAGAGAGAGAAAAAAGAGAGAGUGCAGGACUAAGAGAGGGAGGAGUUAGAUAUAAGAGGACUAUUUAUUGCGGGGUUGAAGGGAUGGGAUUCUGAGCCGGGGAAGAGCGAGGUAGACUGGAAGACUAGAUUCUGCAAAACCGGGUUGGUGGCUGUUGUACAGAACAGGGGGAACUGUAGCUGAGAGUCCAGAGUGUGAGAGGCUGAGCUUAGCACGUCCAGAGCAGAAUCCAGGAAAAGUUUAGCUGGGCGGGGGUUCAGAGACAGCAGAUGGAAAUGAGCGCUAUUACCUGUAGCAGAACUAAAACAGCACAUAUGCAAAAUUCGCUUUUAACUUUUAUUAUAGCCUACUAAAUGUUCUUCUUCUACA
Micropterus dolomieu (smallmouth bass) is the source of this 2824-nucleotide messenger RNA. RefSeq names its product receptor-type tyrosine-protein phosphatase F-like. The transcript has 7 exons. The record is from RefSeq and is a predicted model, not a curated record. NCBI's taxonomy places the organism in Eukaryota, Metazoa, Chordata, Actinopteri, Centrarchiformes, Centrarchidae. Gene Ontology annotation, molecular function: protein binding. Bases 1 to 1470 code for a protein of 489 amino acids.